GCAAAGGCCAUCUCCGAGAAGGACUCCAGCAAGAUCCAUCAGCUCCUCUGGAUGUUGAAUGAGCUUGCAUCCCCCUAUGGAGAUUGUGACCAAAAGUUGGCAUCCUAUUUCCUGCAAGCUCUCUUCUGCAAAGCAACCGAAUCAGGAGAGCGCUGCUACAAGACUUUAGUAUCAGUUGCAGAGAAAAGCCACUCCUUCGAGUCUGCGAGGAAGGUGAUCCUCAAGUUUCAGGAGGUAAGUCCUUGGACCACCUUCGGUCAUGUAGCAUCCAAUGGUGCCAUUUUGGAAGCCUUGGAAGGAGAAGCUAAGCUUCAUAUUAUCGACAUCAGCAACACCUACUGCACUCAGUGGCCAACCUUGCUGGAAGCCUUGGCAACCCGAAGCGACGAGACGCCGCACCUGAGGCUCACAGUGGUGGUGACAGUGAGCAUGGGGGGAUCGGUCAUGAAGGAGAUUGGUCAGAGAAUGGAGAAGUUUGCCAGGUUGAUGGGUGUGCCAUUUGAGUUGCAGGUGGUGAGGGUGGCAUCGCAGUUAGGGGAGCUCAAGGAGGAAGACUUGGGGCUGCGAGAAGAUGAAGCGGUCGCCGUGAACUGCAUCGGAGCUUUGCGACGGGUCGGCGUGGAAGAGAGGGGUGACUUCAUACGCAUGCUUUGCAACCUCCGGCCGAGGGUGGUCACUGUGGUGGAGGAGGAGGCUGACUUCACAAGCACCAGGAGUGAGUAUGUCAAGUGCUUUGAGGAGUGCUUGAGGUUUUACACUGUUUUCUUUGAGAUGCUAGAGGAAAGCUUUGCUCCCACAAGCAACGAGAGGCUGAUGUUGGAGAGGGAGUGCUCAAGGAGUAUUCUUAGUGUGCUUGCUUGUGAUGAAGAUGGUGGUGGAGAAUGUGACAGGAGGGAGAAGGGGAGCCAAUGGUGUGCAAGGCUAAUGGAAGCCUUCUCACCCAUGAGCUUUAGUGAUGAUGCCAUUGAUGAUGUUAGGGCAUUGUUGAAGAGGUAUAGAUCAGGGUGGUCACUCUUGCCUGCACAAGGUGAUGACUCAGGCCUCUACUUGACAUGGAAGGAUGAACCAGUGGUGUGGGCAUCAGCUUGGAAACCCUAGAAUGAGGUUCACAUCUCAUUUCAGAAACCAAUCAAAUCUCAAAACCAAACCAUGGUUAUCAAGUUUUUCAUUUUUUUUUCUUUUCUUUUUUUGUUUCCUCUCCAACGCCCUCAUUGUUUAUAUCCUUCUUUUGCUCUUGAGUGUGGGAUAUGCUUUGGCUACAUUGAUGGUUUCUCUUGUAGCUUUUGGGA
This is a messenger RNA of Elaeis guineensis (African oil palm), 1289 nucleotides long. Its product is annotated as protein SHORT-ROOT. NCBI's taxonomy places the organism in Eukaryota, Viridiplantae, Streptophyta, Magnoliopsida, Arecales, Arecaceae. The record is from RefSeq and is a predicted model, not a curated record.